GGCAUUCAGGCUUAAUUCGGGGAACUGGAGCACAGAUCCAAUUCCCUAAAUCGAGAGCCCCUCACCAACAUCAAGGAACCUUCCUUGAGGGGUUAAUCCGGGGAGAUUAGGCUAGUUUCGUCCCCAGGCUGCGAUUCACACAAGUCGGCUAAUAACCCAGAUACCUUUUGUACUGCUAGGUGAAGAGGGACAGCAGGUGUCUUAAGGGAACAUGCUCCAGUUUCUAUCCAUACCGUGGAUUGAACCACGGACCUGAGCUGAGUGCCUUGAGGCACAGGGAGGCUUAGGAGGAUACCUUCUUAAGUGAUAUAGCAACUGCAAAACCAAAUUUUUCUCUAGUUUGUACAUGGAAGGGGCAUUCUCGAAGACCUCCAACAACAGUAGUGCCUAGUGACUUGGUCGCAUUUUUACUUGCAACAGAUCCAAGAGCUGGAAAAGGGACUAGAGAAGGUGCUCAAAGGUAGUUACUCCUUCGUCACAUGGAAGAACAUGGUGAAGCCGUUGAUGACACCUUACACCAACACUCGGGGACAACAUCCAUUUCAUAUCAGCACAACAGAGUACUUCUAUCUGAUGGGUUUCAGCUGGGCAUUCAGGAAGGGAGCGCCUUUCCGUCAUCGUUUUGCAAAAAUGAUCCAACGACUAAUCGAGGCAGGGCUAGUGAACCAGUGGCUGGAAGAUGUCCUGGCUAGGAAAAAAAGCAUUACUGGAAAAGUGACUGGUUCAUACCAAAUGGUGAGAGCAGAUGAUGCUGGAGGGUUGAUUGUGCUAAGCAUAGACCAUCUGCAGGGUGCCUUUUACAUACUGAUCAUGGGCUCCUGUUUGGCCAGCCUCGCUCUGGUAGCCGAGUGCCUUGUUCGUCGCAGAUGCAGUAAGGAAACUCAGCAGUGAACCAUUAGAUUCUUGCCCUCCUGGACUUGAAAACUGCACCAAUUUUUAUUCUUUUGGCCCUUUGCUACAAAAAAAGCAUUUUCUUACUAAGUCCUCAUUAUUAUAGACUGGAAAAGGGAGGUGGGAGUUCUAAACUUCUGGGAUUCACACACCACUUUGGAAAUAGGAAUAUAAUAAUAAUCAAAAAGAAGGGAAAUACGAAGAAAUCAAGUUUGAUCCUAGGGAGGACAGAUCAAAUUCCUUGGCUAGAACCCUUUGCUAACUUCAAGGAACCUCCACUGUAGCAGUAUGCAGUGGAACCUUGACUUGCGAGUUUAAUCCGUUCCGUGACCUAGCUCGUAGCUCAAUUUGCUCGUAUAUCAAAUCAAUUUUCCUCAUUUAAAUUAACUGAAUAGCCAUUAAUCCAUUCCAGCACUCUGGAGGCAAGAAAAAAUACUUGAAUAAGACGCUACUAUCAAACGCACGGCUUAUUUAUCCAUCACAAUUCAUAAUAAACAAUAUAAUUAACACAGAAACAUGAUAUAUACUCUAGAAUGAAUAAAGUAGGCCAUAAUAUGCUGGCAGAGGCAGCAGCAGAAGCGUCCGCAAUUUCUUGUCCCGCUUUGAUUACAGUAUCUUCCCAUGCUCUUAUUGUAAGAGAAAACAGCGUAUUUUUGAGGCUAACUGCAGUAGAUCAUUAGUUUUCUAAGGAAAACACUAUAAAAAAUAAUUUUUUUUUUUCAACAAGUCUGCCAUCUCCCACCGAGGCAGGGUGACCCAAAAAGAAAAUACUUUCAUCAUUCAAGACUUUCACCUCACUCGCACAUAAUCACUGUUUUUGUGGAGGUGCCCAGAAUACAACAGCUCAGAAGCAUAUAUGUAUAAAGAUACACAACAUAUCGAUCCAAACUGCUAAUAUCCCGAACCCCUCCUUUAGAGUGCAGGCAUUGUACUUCCCAUUUCCAGGACUCGAGUCCGGCUAUAUAAAAAUAACCGGUUUCCCUGAAUCCUUUCACUAAAUAUUACCCUGCUCACAUUCCAACAGCUUGUCAGGUCCCAAAUACUAUUCGUCUCCAUUCACUCUUAUCGAACACGCUCACUCACGCUUGCUGGAAGUCCAAGCCCCUCGCCCACAAAACCUCCUUUACCCCUUCCUUCCAACCUUUUCGAGGACGACCCCUCCCCUGCCUUCCUUUCCCUACAGAUAUGCUCUCCAAGUCAUUCUACUUUGAUCCAUUCUCUCUAAAUGACCAAACGACCUUAACAACCCCCCUCUUCAGCCCUCUGACUAAUACAUUUAUUAGCUCCACACCUUCUAAUUUCCACACUCCAAAUUUUCUGCAUAAUAUUUACACCACACAUUGCCCUUAGACAGGACAUCUCCACUGCCUCCAACCUCCUCCUCACUGCAGCUUUUACAACCCAAGCUUCACAUCCAUAUAAGAGUGUUGGUACUACUAUACUUUCAUACAUUCCCUUCUUUGCCUCCAUAGGUAACGUUUUUUGUCUAGACAUAUACCUCAACGCACCACUCGCCUUUUUUCCCUCAUCAAUUCGAUGAUUAACCUCAUCCUUUAUAAAUCCAUCCUCCGACACGUCAACUCCCAAAUAUCUGAAACCAUUCACUUCUUCUAUACUCCUCCUCCCCAAUCUGAUAUCCAAUUUUUCAUUAUCUAAAUCAUUUGAUACCCUCAUCACCUUACUCUUUUCUAUAUUCACUUUCAACUUUCUACCUUUACACACACUCCCAGACUCGUCCACUAACCUUUGCAGUUUUUCUUUAGAAUCUCCCAUAAGCACAGUAUCAUCAGCAAAAAGUAACUGUCUCAAUUCCCAUUUUGUAUUUGAUUCCCCAUAAUUUAAUCCCACCCCUCUCCCAAACACCCUAGCAUCUACUUCUAUAAAUACAGUGGACCGCCGGUUAACGAACUUUUUUCAUUCCAGUAGUAUGUUCAGGUGCCAGUACUGACCGAAUUUUUUCCCAUAAGGAAUAUUGUGAAGUAGAUUAGUCCAUUUCAGACCCCCAAACAUACACGUACAAACGCACUUACAUAAAUACACUUACAUAAUUGGUCGCAUUUGGAGGUGAUCGUUCAGCGGGGGUCCACUGUAUAUUAAACAGCCAUGGUGACAUUACACAUCCCUGUCUAAGACCUACUUUUACCGGGAAGUAAUCUCCCUCUCUUCUACACACCCUAACCCGAGCCUCACUAUCCUUAUAGAAACUCUUUACAGCAUUUAGUAGCUUACCAUCUAUUCCAUAUACUUGCAGCAUCUGCCACAUUGCUCCCCUAUCCAGUCUAUCAUAUGCCUUUUGUAAAUCCAUAAAUGCAAUAAAAACUUCCCUACCUUUAUCUAAAUAAUAUUCACAUAUAUGUUUCAAUGUAAACACUUGAUCUACACAUCCCCUACCCACUCUAUAACCUCCUUUCUCAUCCGAAAUCCUACAUUCUGUCUUACCUCUAAUUCUUUCAAUAAUAACCCUAACCGUACACUUUUCCUGGUAUACUCAGUAAACUUAUUCCUCUAUAAUUUUUACAAUCUCCUUUGUCCCCCUUUCCUUUAUAUAAAGGGAGUAUACAUGCUCUCUGCCAAUCCCUAGGUACCUUCCCCUCUUUCAUACAUUUAUUAAACAAAAAUACCAAACACUCCAACACUACAUCCCCCCCUGCUUUUAACAUUUCUGUCAUGAUCCCGUCAGUUCCAGCUGUUUUACCCCCUUUCAUUCUACGUAAUGCCUCAUGCGCCUCCCCCAUACUAACAUCCUGUUCUUCAGUCCUAAAAGAUGGUAUACCUCCCUGGCCAGUGCAUGAAAUUACCGCCUCCCUUUCUUCAUCGACAUUUAAAAGUUCCUCAAAAUAUUCUCGCCAUCUACCCAAUACCUCCCUCUCCCCAUCUACUAACUCUCCUACUUUGUUUUUAACUGACAAAUCCAUUUGUUCCCUAGGCAUUCUUGUUUAACUCACUCCAAAUUUUUUUAUUUUCAUUAAAAUUUCUUGACAGUGCCUCUCCAACUAUCAUCUGCUCUCCUUUUGCACUCUCUUCACCUUUCUUUUACUCUCCAUAUACUCUACUCUUCUUAUAACACUUCUGCUUUGUAAAAACCUCUCAUAAGCUACCUUUUUCUCUUAUCACACCCUUUACUUCAUCCACCAAUCACUCCUCUUUCCUCCUGCACCCACCCUCCUAUAACCACAAACUUCUGCCCCACAUUCUACUACUGCAUUUUUAAAACUAUUCCAACCCUCUUCAACCCCCCCACUACUCAUACUUGCACCAGCCCACCUUUCUGCCAAUAGUUGCUUAUAUCUCACCCGAACUUCCUCCCCCCUUAGUUUAUAUGCUUUCACCUCCCUCUUACUUGUUGCCAUUUUCCUCUUUUCCCAUCUACCUCUUACUCUCACUGCAGGUACAACUACGUAAAUAAUGAUCCGAUAUAUCAGUUGCCCCUCUAUAAACGUGUACAUCCUGGAGCCUACCCAUCAACCUUUUAUCCACCAAUACAUAAUCUAACAAACUACUUUCAUUACAUGCUCUAUCAUACCUUGUAUAUUUAUCCUCUUUUUCAUAAAAUGUAUUAUUUAAAUGUUUUACUUUUCCUGCCAUAGCUUAUCCUUCAAUAUUAUUGCUACUCCUCCUUUAGCUCUAACUAUUUGAAACCCCUGACCUAAUCCCAUUUAUUCCUCUCCACUAAAACUUUCCUGCCCCCUUCAGCUUUGUUUCACUUAAAGCCAGGACAUUCAGCUUCUUCUCAUUCAUAACAUCCACAAUCAUCUCUUUCUUAUCAUUUGCACAACAUCCACGCACAGACUUCCCACUUUGACAAUUUUCUUAUUCUUUUUAGCCCCUCAAGGAAGGUUCCUUGAUGCUGGUGAGGGGCUCUUGAUUUAGGGAAUUGGAUCUGUGCUCCAGUUCCCCGAAUUAAGCCUGAAUGCCUUCCACAUCCCCCCCCAGGCGCUGUAUAAUCCUCCGGGUUUAGCGCUUCCCCCUUGAUUAUAAUAAUAAUAAUAAUUAUUCUUUUUAGUAAUUACAGGAAAAGGGGUUACUAGCCCAUUGUUCCCGGCAUUUUAGUUGACUUUUACAACAUGCAUGGCUUACAGAGGAAGCCAUAAUAAUAAUACAUGUAAUGAACGCCACCAACUCAGUGAACUGUUUACCCCGCUGUGGGAGCAGUUCUCUCAUGCUUUGCUUACAUUUUUGACAGUCAUUUGGCCAAAUUUCGUUUUUCUAAGCAUGGGUCCUAAGAAAGUAAGUGCAAAGGACAUUGCUGAAAAGAAAAAGAGGAUGAUUUCCAUGGAAUUGAAGCAUGAAAUCAGAUAAAAGAAGCGAGGUGUCCAGGUUUUGGGCUGAGGAGGAAGUGGGGCGAGCUGGCUCGUUACUCAGAGCAAAAAACUGACCCAGCAACAGCUCGUAUCUCAAAAAAACUUGUACGUUGGGACAGGGACACUCAUAAGUCAAGGUUCCACUGUAUAUCCCUUCAAUUUUUUUUUUUUUCCAACAAGUCGACUGUCUCACCCAAAAAAAGAAAAUCCCCAAAAUGAAAAUACUUUCAUUAUUAUUUAACACUUUCACUUUACUCAUACAUAAUCACUGUUUUUGCAGAGGUGCCCAGAACACAACAGUUCAGAAGCAUAUACGUAUAAAGAUACACAACAUAUCACUCCAAACUGCCAAUAUCCCAAACCCCUCCUUUAAAGUGCAGGCAUUGUACUUCCCAUUUCCAGUCGUCGUAAGCUCCACUUUUCUAUGUGCGGGUUAUUUGUGUAUCGUUCCAGUCAUGGUAUUGUGCCUUUUUUAUUUCCAGUUCUCAAAGUCCAGCUAUAUAAAAAUAACCGGUUUCCCUGAAUUUUUUUUUUUUUUUUUUUUUCAACAAGUCGGCCGUCUCCCACCCUGCUCACACUCCAACAGC
Cherax quadricarinatus is the source of this 5779-nucleotide messenger RNA. The record is from RefSeq and is a predicted model, not a curated record. Lineage: Eukaryota; Metazoa; Arthropoda; Malacostraca; Decapoda; Parastacidae.